GUUCAAUCUACACCAACCAACAAUCAACACCAACGUCAACUUUUCACAUAUCCGCACAGUCCGACGUUCUCUGACAGUCGGCGCGCGGACCGGUAAGUGCCGCCAUCUUGUGAACAGUCGCGUGACUGCGCAGUUGGAGCUCACUAGUGCUGGAGAUAGGUCAGCUGUUUCUUUUAUGUUAGUUUUUGUGUGUGUUUAUGCUGCAAUUUUAGUCUUAAGCGCUGAAAAAUGGCGACGGCUGAGUCUAAAGAUGAUGAGGCGGGCAAUGACAAUUAUUAUUUGGAGUUAUCUGUCAAUCCAGUGAGAUUUGAAUCUCUUACUUGUGUCAAUAAUGUUUUUUUUGAUGACUCCAAACAUCAGGUCUUCGCAGUAAGAUCGGGAGGAGUAACAACAGUAACAGGACCAAGCUAUGUAUUUACAUUUAAAAUGGAAGAUAAGGGCCAAGUAAUAUCCAUAAAAUUCUCAGCGGACAUGAAUGUUUUAGCGAUACAGAGAACAUGCACAUCUGUAGAGUUCGUUAAUUAUAACCCGGGUACCGGGUUGGAUGUUGUUGAGUAUUCACAAGCUUGUAAAAGUAAAAAUGCUACUAUUCAAGGGUUCGUUUGGACCCACGGCAAUGAAAUUUUGCUGAUAACUGACCAUGGCGUUGAAUUAUUCUCCGUAAAUCCAGCUAAAAGAAGCGUCAAAGCGUUAAAAUCACUGAGCUUAGGCGUUAAUUGGUACGUUUACUGUCCUAGAAGCAACAUGAUUUUAUUAUCUUCCGGUACUAUUGGAAACCAAAUUCAGGCGCUGCAUAUAACGCCUGGAAAUUUGCAUAAAAUUACUAAAUUUGAAAUAGAAGCAAUACCAGCAAAGCCGGGAACAUUAGCAGUUUCUGAUAGAGAUGUAGUUUUAGCAGUACUGUACGGUACACCGUUCAUUAUUGUUUUGAGACAUCAGUAUGAAGCUAAUAAAUCCAUCAGUGCUUAUGUUUGUGUUUAUACUGUUCAUAAAAUGUUAUCUAUAAAAAAAAGUCAAAUAUUAAAAUUAGAUUUACGAGGAAGAUUUGCUAUUAAUGUUGUUGAUAAUCUUAUUAUUGUUCAUCACCAAGAAUCAAAGACAUCAAUGAUAUUUGACAUAAUGUUAGGAGGAGUAAGUGAUGGCACAGUAAUGCAUCAUACAAGCGUAGCAAUACCAAAACCAAUAAAACCAUACAAUCUCAAAGUACAAGGCGCAACUCUAUCCGUACAAGUUAUCCAGUCUUGCCCGCUCUAUUCGGAAAACUGGGUCGUCUUUCAGCCUAAUAUUAUUAUUGACAGAAAACUAGGAUGCUUGUGGUACAUCGAGUUGCACCUAGAAGCGUUGAUAAAGCUUAUCAAUGAUAAAGUUCAGUUGGUUGAAUUCCUAAUCCAGCGGAAAGACGCAAAACCCAUUCUGUUACAAGUACUGCAGAAUUAUGUUAAUGAUUUGCCUAUGACGCUGAUAGAUAUACCAGCUAUCUUUGAUAAAAUUGAUUCUGUUUAUCGGGGUCACUUGGAAAAUGAAAUUCGAAGCCAGAUGGGUACACCUCUACAAAAUGUAUCUAAAAAUACAGAAACAUUCGAGGACCUUUCGUAUAAAUUAUUGCUGGAUCAAAGUGAUAUGUAUACACAUAUAUUGUCAAAAUUUUCGGCUGAUUUAAUUGAACCAAAAAUGGUUGUUUGGGUGUUACUAGAGUAUAUUCGGUCAUUAGUAGAGCAUGGAAUACCAGUCCAACAUUUUAUAUACGAGUUAGUAAUAACGACUUUAGUUCAACGCAAAGCGUACUAUCAGUUGCAUCAGUUGCUCCAGUACCACGUUGUAGCUGACUCAAAACCAUUGGCUUGUUUGCUUUUAUCCUUGGAAAAUUUGUACCCAGCGGCUCAUCAAUUAGCACUGGACAUGCUAAAACGUUUAGGGAGCGCGCAUGAGGAAAUAAUUGAAGUUCUGUUAUCCAAGGGCCAUAUACUUCCUGCCUUGAGGUACGUACGUUCAGUAGGAAUGGCCGACCAGGUAUCAGCCAGAAAAUUUCUCGAGGCCGCCAAAGCGAUUAACGAUCCCACUAUUUUCCAUUCCGUCUAUAAAUUUUUCGAACAACGCAACGUCAGGUUACAUAAUACAACAGCAUUCACCCGCGGGGAGCAUUGUCAGUCUUACGUACAAUAUUUCGAACAUUUAUUCCGCGGAAAUGAUGGAGUCCUCAACACCAGUUUCAAUUCGAGCAUGUCUACUAUUUCUCUGCAAGACUAAAGUACUUUUUUAUUACACUAACCAAUUUACAAGUGCAAUUAGUUUGUAAUAUAAAUAUAAAUAUAUAAAUUUAUUUCAAUUUCAA
Molecule: messenger RNA, 2332 nt
Organism: Cotesia glomerata
Lineage: Eukaryota; Metazoa; Arthropoda; Insecta; Hymenoptera; Braconidae
Gene: Bulli
Product: regulator of MON1-CCZ1 complex
Exons: 13
Coding region: 229-2247 (672 amino acids)
Biological process (GO): regulation of autophagy
Cellular component (GO): lysosomal membrane; Mon1-Ccz1 complex; late endosome membrane
Source: RefSeq, a predicted model, not a curated record